AUGUUGCACCAAGUCACCACAGAAGGUCAAACGGCCUCUGAAAGGGCCAAAUUCGAAGCAUUCGCAGCCUUCGCAGCCUUCGACGAAGAAAUCGGCGCCACUAAGGAGGGAGAUGAUCUUCACAUCACCGAAGCCUCUCUCCCUGAUGCACAGAGAAAGCUCGAAGCAAAAGUCCUCCGCAAGGUGGAUUGGCGGCUGAUCCCCAUCCUAGGUCUUCUAUAUUCUGUCGCGGGUCUCGACCGUGUCAACCUAUCCAAUGCGCGCGUCGCUGGCAUGAACACGGACCUACGCUUCGACGUCGGCAACCGAUACUCCAUCGCGCUUCUCGUCUUUUUUAUUACCUACUUCCUGUUUGAAUUGCCCACAACCCUCUUGCUCCGACCACUCAGGCCAAAAUACCUCUUAAAUGGACUCGCAGUGUGUUGGGGAGCCGUGAUGCUCGGUAUGGGUUUUAUCAAUGACUGGCGAUAUGUCGUCGUGUGCAGGAUAUUUGAGGUGCAACCGAGGAUGAGCUGGUGGUAUCUGAUCAACCUGUUCGUCAGCGCAUUCGGUAAUAUUCUCGCUUUUGCCAUUGUCAAGUUGGACGGGGCCCACGGUAUUGAAGGGUGGAGGUGGAUCUUUAUCGUUGAAGGGGCGGCAACCAUUGGAAUAGCCGUGCUAGGCUAUUUUCUUGUCAUCGACUUUCCAGACAGGAUGCUCGCAACGAACCAGCUCCAAGGCUUCACACAAGACGAACUCCAGGUCAUCCUGAACCGUAUCGAGCGGGACCGAGGAGAUUCACAGCCAGACAAACUCACCUGGGAAAAGUUCACAAGACAUGUCGCCAAUUGGGAGCUUUGGGUGUAUGGCUUCAUGUUUCUUACAUGCUCUGCUCCUAUAUACGCGUUUGCGUACUUCAUCCAAAUCAUUUUGGGUACCAUCGUGGACAGUACGGCUGUGGUUUUCCUCCUGUGUGUGCGCCGCCAUAUCUCUUUAGUAUCAUCUGGACUGUAG
Messenger RNA from Didymosphaeria variabile, 993 nucleotides. RefSeq lists its product as uncharacterized. Gene Ontology annotation, molecular function: transmembrane transporter activity. Bases 1 to 993 code for a protein of 330 amino acids. Lineage: Eukaryota; Fungi; Ascomycota; Dothideomycetes; Pleosporales; Didymosphaeriaceae. The transcript has 3 exons. Gene Ontology annotation, cellular component: membrane. The record is from RefSeq and is a predicted model, not a curated record.